Molecule: messenger RNA, 1272 nt
Organism: Branchiostoma belcheri (Belcher's lancelet)
Lineage: Eukaryota; Metazoa; Chordata; Leptocardii; Amphioxiformes; Branchiostomatidae
Product: prokineticin receptor 2-like
Exons: 6
Coding region: 1-1203 (400 amino acids)
Biological process (GO): neuropeptide signaling pathway
Cellular component (GO): membrane
Molecular function (GO): neuropeptide receptor activity
Source: RefSeq, a predicted model, not a curated record
AUGGCGUUGAACUCUUCUGUAUAUCUCUCCUAUCUCUCAAACCUUACCGACUAUUCCUACGACUACUCAGAGGACAUUCAUAACGAUUACCUGUCCUUCAUUAAGGACACAAACAGAACGUUUGAAGUCGAUUUCGUCAACGACACCUUGCCUCCGGAGGGUAAAGACAUCCCAGCCCGCGUGACGUUAGCCUUCGUGUAUUUCCUGAUCCUGUUGGUAUGUGGGGUGGGGAAUGCGCUGCUACUUUUAGUCCUGUACAAGUAUCAGCAGACCAGAGGUUCGACCAAUCUCCUGAUCGCCAAUCUCGCGUUGUCAGACCUGAUCGUAGCCGUGCUGUGCAUUCCCUUCAACAUGGAUUAUUUCGUCUUCAAGAUGCGCGGCUGGACUCACGGCAGUUUCAUGUGCGCCACAGUGAACUACGUGCGGAUGGUGAGCCUGUACGUGUCCACUAACGCUCUGCUCGUCAUCACUGUGGAGAGGUACAUAGUGAUUGUGCAUGAGAUCCAGCGGCGAAUCAGCAGGAAGGGUGUGUGCAUGGUGUCCGGUCUGGUGUGGCUGGUUUCCAUGGUGAUAGCCGUCCCCUCCGCCAUGUACUCCCGGGUCGUGUCCUACGACCACCGAGACGGCGCGAUCUGCGGGCAGAUCUGGCCAGUCUCGCUGGAAAGCACGUCCCAGGGGUACUACGUGUUCGUGGUGGUCGUACAGUUUGUACUUCCGGUCUGCAUCAUGUGUUUCUGCUACUUCCGGGUCAUCUGGAAGGUUUGGCGCAGGCGCUUCCCGGGACAGAUCUCCAGGGCGCAGCGCCGCACUCACCGCAGGUCCAAGGUUAAGACCAUGCGGCUGGUCAUCAUGCUCCUGACGUUCAUCCUGUGCUGGGGGCCUUACUACGCCUACACUAUCAUCCGGGACUUCUUCCCGGCCCUCAGCCUACAGAUGAACAAGACCGUCACCGUUUUCUACGUAGUGGAGGCGGUUGCCAUGGUGAACAGCGUCAUCAAUACGUGCGUAUACGUGGCCUUCAACGACAACAUCCUCAAGUACAUCCGCAAGAUGCUGCCCUUCGGGACGGGUGUACAGACAUCGAUCGUGAGCGAGAGCACCCUACCAAGAGGCAGCCGAACUGCACGUAACCGGCAGACGGUUGUCAGCAGCAGGCGGGGAACCGUCGUUACUGUGAAGAGGGCGAGGACCCAGACUCCAUAGUAACGACGUAUUCUAUUGCCCCUAUUUCUAGUGAUGAUCUGUUUUCUGAUCGUCAAACAUGUUCAAAAG